Molecule: messenger RNA, 859 nt
Organism: Scomber japonicus (chub mackerel)
Lineage: Eukaryota; Metazoa; Chordata; Actinopteri; Scombriformes; Scombridae
Gene: bcl2l16
Product: BCL2 like 16
Exons: 2
Coding region: 126-737 (203 amino acids)
Biological process (GO): regulation of apoptotic process; extrinsic apoptotic signaling pathway in absence of ligand; intrinsic apoptotic signaling pathway in response to DNA damage
Cellular component (GO): mitochondrial outer membrane
Molecular function (GO): protein heterodimerization activity; protein homodimerization activity
Source: RefSeq, a predicted model, not a curated record
CUGGAGCCACUGUGACAGCUUGAUGUGACUUAGAGAAUGGUUAUGCUGCUUGGCAAUGCAGCUGUCAUCUGUUUCCUGAUGAGAAUACAGCUUGGUGAUUAGUGAAGUGGCUGUCAGAGGGGGCCAUGUGUCAGUCUGAGGUGCCAGAGGCCAGCCUUGGCUUGAACAGUCCUGACCCACUGGUGAGAGAGGCUUUCCUGAUGGCUCAUGACUACAUAGACUAUGUAACCACAGGGGGGGCAGAUGGCACCAUGGGUCCUGCCCCUACAGCCUGCACUGCAGCUCUGCGCCACGCUGGAGACGAGCUCCUCACCCGCUUCCCCAUCUUCUUCAGGCGCUGGCCUCGCGUUUUCCAGGAUGUGACGGAGAACACGGCCUGCCCCAUGCUAAUGAACCUCCUGGAUGAGCACUUCUUCCCUCCGGUCACAGGGGGGCGGCGUAGGGACCUGGCUUGGAGUGCCGUGCUAUCGGUGUACGUUCUGGCUGGCCAGAUGGCCCUGCACUGCCACGAGAGGGGCAUGGAGGAGGUCCUGCCCCGGCUGAAGGAGUGCGUGGGGGCGUAUGUGGAGAGGGUCAUCUGCCCUGAGAUACAAAACAAGGGAGGAUGGGAUGGUUUUGUGUCACGCUUUGGAGAGAAACAGGACUUGGAGGGCCAGGUGAAGAAAGUGUGCUGUUGGACAUUGGUGGCUUUGGCCAUAAGCAUCCUCACCUACUUCAUAUGGAAAAGAAUGGCUUAGUCAAGACUGCCACCUAGUGACCAGAACCAGAAACUCUGCCAAAGAGCUACUUAAAUACUGAAGUGUCUGACCUGUAUAAACAAAUAUAAUAUGUAAACCAAUAAAUCAGUGAGUAACCCAUA